Molecule: messenger RNA, 1580 nt
Organism: Closterium sp. Yama58-4
Lineage: Eukaryota; Viridiplantae; Streptophyta; Zygnematophyceae; Desmidiales; Closteriaceae
Source: the annotation of a GenBank genome assembly
CCAUAUGGCUGGAGGCAAUGGGGAGCGCGCUCGUUGUCUCGCUCUGCUCCCUCAUCUGCCUCACACUGCUGCCGCUCGUCUGCUACAAGGGCAAGCUGCCCCGGGCGCUGGUGGAUGGAUUGGCAGCAUUUGGGGCUGGAGCAAUGCUGGGAGAUGCCUUCCUUCACCAGUUACCGCAUGCUUUCGGCAGUGGAACGCACUCCCACAAUCACGACAGCCACUCACAUGACCAUGACCAUGCCCAUUCCCAUGACCACGGGCAUGACCAUGGGCAUGAGCAUGCUGGGGAGAGUGGAGGGCACGCGCAUUCUCUCGAGGACCUGUCUGUUGGCAUUGCCGUGCUGGUGGGCAUCGUGCUCUUCUUCCUGGUGGAGAAGAUUGUGAGACGUGUUGAAGAGCUCACCUCUAGAGGUGCUGCUGUGCCGUUUGCUGGGCAUGGGCAUGGCCACAGCCACCACAGCCACCACCAUGAGCAUCAGCACAAGCACGAGGGCGAGAAAGAGGAGAAUUCAGGCGGGGAUGAGUGUGAGAAAGUGAGUGAGGAUGGGAAGGGUAUAGGAGGGAAGAGGGACAAGAAAGAGGAGGGCGGAGGAGAAAGUGACGGGAGCACUGGUGAUGGGAAUGUGAAGAUUGGGGAUGAGGAAGUGAGUUCUAAGGACGGUUGGGAGAAUGUGGAUGAGGGAGAGGAGGAGGGCGAGGGAGGAGAGGAGGGUAAGACAACGGGAGAGGAGGAGAGUGAGAGUAAGGUAGAAACGAAGGCAGAGAAAGGGGAGGCUGGGAAAGAGCCGAAGGAGGAGGAGGAGGAAGAGAAGAAGGAGAAGGAGGGGAACACGAAAGAGGGAGAAUCCAAGGAGGAGGGAGGAGACGGAGAAGGGGAGAAGAGGAAAGGAAGCACAGGUGGUAAAAGUGAAGGGUUAAGGAGGCGGAGGGCCACUGCUGAUUCACAGACAGUAUCAGCAGACAGGAGCGGAGAGGAGGAGAGGGAGGUGAAGGAGGGGAAGGAGGGGAAGGAGAAGGAGGGUGAUGAGGCAUCGGCACUUGACAAUGAUGAGAAGAAGGCCCGUGCAGUGGCUAAGGCACUGCCAGUGGCGGCAGGACCACCAGCAGUGGCUGGGCCGGCAGCGAACAAGCACCUGGUGUUGGGAUACCUCAACCUCUUCUCCGAUGGCGUGCACAACUUCACAGACGGCAUGUCGCUGGGAUCUGCUUUCCUCCAUCGGGGAGCACUGGGGGGCUACUCGCGCAUGCUCUUCAUGCUGGCUCAUGAAAUCCCACAGGAGAUUGGUGAUUUUGGCAUCUUAGUGCGAUCAGGCAUGGGGGUGACACAGGCAUUGGCACUCAAUUUCCUCUCUGCGCUCACUGCCCUGCUCGGCACUGCUGCGGCUCUCAUAUUCGGCGGACAGGAAGCGCACUCAGGUCUCAUAGAGGGCUUCACAGCGGGGGGGUUUAUUUACAUUGCAGUGGCAGGGGUGAUGCCUGACAUGCACUCACAGGGAGUUGACAUCCUCUCUACAGUUAUUCAGCUCGCCUCUCUUACAGCAGGAGUUGCUGUAGCUGUUGUGAUAUCCCUUCUUGAGUAA